AUGUGGCUCAUCGACACCACGAGUCUGAAGCUUCAUGCUUUCAUGCCUCCAGACCUCCCACCGUACGCCAUACUAUCUCAUACCUGGGGAUCCGGAGAAGUGACCUUCCAGGAGCUUGCAGAUCUAAAUACUGCCAAAGAAAAAGCCGGCUACACCAAAAUCCGGAAGACAUGCGAGCUCGCCAGGCAGAAUGGUCUGGAGUGGGCAUGGGUGGACACCUGCUGUAUCGACAAAUCCUCAAGUGCUGAACUCUCGGAGGCGAUCAACUCAAUGUUCGAGUGGUACGAGCUUUCAGCCAUCUGCUUUGCUCAUCUCGCGGACCUACCUGUUGAGUCUCCCACGCUAUGGAUUUUCGAGUCUGGCAUACACAAGCGCGCGUGUCGCUGGUUCGAACGCGGGUGGACCCUUCAAGAGCUCAUUGCGCCCAAGACGCUCGAGUUCUUCGACUGCGAAUGGAACUCGCGCGGCUUCAAGACCGACAGCGCCGUCCUGCGACAAUUGUCAGCGAUGACGGGGAUACAUGGCAAGACUGCCCGAGUACUCAAAAACAGCGCGGCAAUCACCGAAGUUUCCAUUGCGGAGAGAAUGUCUUGGGCGUCAAAGAGGCGGACAACCCGGGUCGAAGACAUAGCCUACUGCCUGCUCGGUCUCUUCCGCGUGAACAUGCCCUUGCUCUAUGGAGAGGGGUCGCGAGCUUUCAUGCGACUUCAGGAAGAAAUUCUUAAGAACAGCACUGACAUGUCUCUCUUCUGUUGGACCGCGCCGCAGGAAGCCUCGCAGCAGUACCGCGGGUUGCUAGCCCGCCAUCCAUCGGAAUUCGCGUCAUGGUACGAUACAGAAUCUACCUCGCGAAAGUCCAUCAGCUGA
This is a messenger RNA of Colletotrichum costaricense, 867 nucleotides long. RefSeq names its product HET domain-containing protein. NCBI's taxonomy places the organism in Eukaryota, Fungi, Ascomycota, Sordariomycetes, Glomerellales, Glomerellaceae. The coding region runs from base 1 to 867 and encodes 288 amino acids. The transcript has a single exon. The record is from RefSeq and is a predicted model, not a curated record.